GCCUUUAUUGGGGCUGCAUGAUGUUUUCGUACGUCAUAGAAUUUUCCUGUGGGAUUGUCCGUGAAAAAAUAAACAAAAAUAUGUGAAAAAGGCAAAAGAUUUUGGUGAUUUUCAAGAGCCAUGAGGAUGGCAUUAAAGGAUUUAGCCCGCUUGUCAAGGCAACACCGCACAAUUUAUUGUUAUCUAAUAUUAAGCAUAUGGAUAUUCUUGUUAAUUGCUGGAAUGUACAAGUACAUUGGGACAACUCUGCAUGUCCAGACAUAUUCGGGAAGGAGCUAUUUGUAUGGAAAUGGUCAAGGACAGGAGGGAAAUGGUUUGGGGCAGGGGAAGAAAUUUGUGGCAGAGUGCAAUAAUCCCAGUGGGAUUGUGGCCGAGAUGGAGGGAGGGAAUCUCGAGGGAUGGUCUCUGGCGGGUGUGUUGGUGUUGGUGAGGCAUGGAGAUCGUGGACCAAUGGAACAUGUUCGCGGAAUAAAUGCCAUUAAUUGUGGCUAUGAUGAAUCUCAUCCACUGUUCCAUCGGUACAGGGCUUUUAUCUCCAAUUCCACCAUCAGUGCAUCCUUCAGUCAUUCAGUGUGGCUCAAGAGUGGUCCAUUUCAUGGAUUUCCGCUGCUUCCGCCUCUGGAGAGGGUUUGCCUCCUGGGACAAUUGACUUUUAGAGGUUUAGCGCAGCAUUUGAAGAUUGGAGAGAUCAUGAGGCAGGCCUAUGCUAGUUCAUUGGGUCUCCUGCAUCGUCAGCAGACAGUUCCAGCCACGAGAAUUGUCACAAAUGGAACGGAUGGGAAGAAUUCUCCAAGUGCAACAUCUCCUCCGGAAACGGAUGUCAUUGUCUAUUCUACGCGAUACAGGAGAACCUUUCAGUCUGCCAUGGCUCUCCUGUAUGCAUUUCUUCCGCUGGACCGUUGGAUGAGCCUCACGGUUCAGGAGAGCCAUUCCCUGUCUUUUUGUUUUACAGAUUGUGCCUGUCAGCAGGCAGAUCAACUGAAGAAUCAGAUGACAAAGGAAGAGCUAUCAGCUCUGCAGCAGCAUCCGGCGGUAUCGGCCGUGGUCAAUUGGAUUGGUUUGUCCCUCUUGCAGAAUCCCACGGUCCAGAUUAAUCCGUUGGAAGUGAGAGAUGCUGUCCUGGCCCUUCUCUGCCACGGGGCUCCAUUGCCGUGCCGAAAAGCCAAGGAGAAGUCAACCAAAACUCAAGCUAAACCCCCAACGACCCCCGAUAACAGCGAUGUCAUCAAUAUUGACCAGGAAGAUGCCCAAACGAAAGAAACAGCCAAUGACAUUGAAGACAUUGAGCCAGAACUUGAGCCUGAAGGUUGCAUUGAGGAAUCCCAUGUGGAAGCUCUAAUCACCUUCACGGAUUGGCAGGGCAGCAAGAAGACUCGCAAUCCAAGAACCAAAAAAAUUGGCCUACUGAGAGCCUACGGACUCAUCAGGAACAUCGUUGGGAACAUGCUAAAGAUGAUUUCUGGGGAAAAAAUCAAAUUUGUCCUCUAUUCCGGACACGACAGGACUCUGCAGUAUCUCUUGGCUGCCCUGGGCCUGCAGUCUCAACCCUUCUUCAUUCCCUAUGCCACCAGGAUGGCAUUUGAGGUGUACAGGAGUGACAAUGAGGCACAAUUCUACUUCCGUGUCGUGUACAAUGGAAAAGAUGUCACAAAUAGUAUUUCAUUUUGCGAAGGCGGGCGUAGUCUGAGGGUCAGCCGGGGGGUUCGUGGGGAGAAGGCUGAUUUGUGUCCUAUCGAAAAUAUCAUUAGAUUUAUCCACGAUGACUAUUUCAUUCCCCUAAAUGCCACAAACUACAAGGAUGCAUGCACAGUUCAUCAGAGAAAUUAUGAUUUCUAAAAAUGACAAAAAAUCCCCGAUUUACAGCAAUUUCUUUUCCUUUUACCUGAAAAGUAUUUAAUUGUGAUAUUAAUGAUCUCAUAUCUAUCUCUAGAAAUAAAUUAGAAUGUGUAAAAAGUAGAAUUAAGGGCAUUUUUGUGGAGAUUUGCAGAGAAAUCGCAUGGAAGAAUUGGUUUUUCACUUAAGCGUAUAAUUCAUGCGAGCACCACAAAUGUGUAUGAAAGGUAUCGUUUGGGCGAUUUGACGUCGGUAUCGCUUCUCGGCCUAACGGCUAAGAUCAAAGUGUAGUAUCUGUUCUUAUUAGUUUAACACCUAAUAGUUCCCUCAUAGAGGGACAAUGUUGUUAAAUUGAUUUUUGGAAGCCGGCGAAGUGCUAGGGGCUUGCUCCACCUUUGCCACGGGUUGGCCUGGUAUUGCAGUACCGCCAGGAUCGGCCCACU
Phlebotomus papatasi is the source of this 2276-nucleotide messenger RNA. RefSeq names its product 2-phosphoxylose phosphatase 1. NCBI's taxonomy places the organism in Eukaryota, Metazoa, Arthropoda, Insecta, Diptera, Psychodidae. The transcript is spliced from 3 exons. Gene Ontology annotation, molecular function: phosphatase activity. The record is from RefSeq and is a predicted model, not a curated record. Bases 121 to 1836 code for a protein of 571 amino acids. Gene Ontology annotation, biological process: dephosphorylation.